CAGAUGAUGUACAGGUUAUCAGUUGUCUAGUCUGAGGAUUGCCUUAGCUUUGCUAUGUCACAAACGCAGCGUUACAACAAUGACCUAGCCGGCUGUCUCUGUUCUCUUUUGUCUUUGUGAAUCUGUCAGUACAUGUAGUAAGACUUAGAGUAGAUAUUGUUGUGUCGUUGUGUAUCCAUUCUCAGACCGGUCUACAAACUUGUAGUGGUCACUCAAUCACGGCUACUGCUGCUGCUGCCCAACCAUCGACGUCCAUUAGCCGUACUAAUAUAGCGGAUGUCCGGGUUGGCAGUGUGGCAGACCAGACAGACACAGUGCGGAUAAAGAUGAAGACAGCCGAACAUGUCAAAAGACCUAUGAACGCAUUCAUGGUGUGGUCAAGGGAGGAAAGGAAACAGUUUGCACAGGAGAACCCAAAGAUGCACAACUCGGAGAUCUCAACAAAGCUCGGCGAAAAGUGGAAGCGGCUGACCGAGGAAGAGCGUGCGCCUUACGUGGAUAAGGCCAGAAGCAUCAGAACAGAACAUAUGAAGAAGUUUCCGGAUUACAAAUACAGGCCGAAGCGCAAACCGAAGACCAUCUCUGCCACUUCUCGUGUUCCCACCACAAAUCAUGAUGAUGAGAGUGGUCCGGAUAGUCCACCUGACUCCCUGAAUGGGAGAGGUUAUGACCACCGGCGGUACCCGUUCUCGCCAUAUCAAACCUCUCGCGGCUCCAGAGCACCAGCUGGUGGAGUGCCAGUUGGAACACUGACAAGAGCGAGUAGUGCUUUUAACUUUCCUACAGCAAUGUCCGCAAGCGGAUGGACGAGCAGUGGAACAUCUCUCUCCAGUUCUACAACACCUAUGGGACAGUAUAGUCAACUUCAACGCAGCUCUAUAUCUCUUCCUGAUUUGAAUGCUGCCACCAUCGUACCAGCUAGUUCACUCCAGCCAGUACCAGUAAAUGUAUUUCCUCAGGCAAAUCCACCCGCCCCCGGACGCCAGAUGGCCACCAUGGUAUCGACUACACAGGCAUUGAACGGCGGAAGCAGCAGUGCCACCAACCUGUACACUGCAGCACCGCAGUACCAAACGUUUAUCCUACCAAGUGCCGCUCCUGGACAGCCUCAAGCGGUAAUGGCAGCUGGAGCAGCGCCGCACUACGCCGUGAAAGUGGAGUCAGUGCAACAGCCGCAGCAUUCCUACCCAGGCCCAGCACCUGUUGUACUCACGUCGCUGCCGCCGCAGAUCCUACCCCCGACUCCUGGUGCCAUCCAUGCUAACCAAGCGGCGACAGCGGCGACAGGGUCCCCUUCACUAAUGGCAGCACCCGCUAGCGCUGCUCAGUGCGCAGUACAAUAUACAAACCAGGCACCUGCAGCACGGGACCAUCAAGCUCCAGUUUAUUAUCUAGUACAACAACCCACGCAUAAUGUUCAGAUCCAGUAAACAAAGAAAAACACACACGCAUACAUACAUUUUCAUUGGCUUGAGGGAAAGAUGCAAACUUGCAUAUGAAUAUAUGCAGUACAUCUUCUUUUGCCAUUUAUCCCAUGUAAGUUGAGUGUGUGAUUCUUCAGUAUGCCAAAAAAAAACAGGAUUCGAGGGCAAGUAAGAGCUUCCUUCGCUUACAUGUAAAUGAUUGUAUCAAAGAAGGCGUUACCGGCUGUUUGUGCUGCGACUUUAAACUAAACUCAACAUCAUUCAUCGUAUUGUUCUGAUUCCUGAUUUCUCGCACAUAUUCGGGAAUAUAGUGGACUUUCGUAUAAAAAUAAAAUAAAAUAAAAUACUUCGAUGCUUCUGUUCUUCGUCCACGCCAUCAAUAUUGUCGCUGAACUUUUACUUGGGACAACAACACCUGGCUUGUACAAGUUGUUCUGCUCCACUUGCUCCAUCAUCAAAUUUAUUUGAGGGAGAGCAGCUGCUAAGCUCCCGAACAUAGCUGCACAAAACAAUAAAACGAGAACAUUAAAAUAAUUGUUCUAGCCAUUCAGUAUUCCCUUCACUUAUCAGAUCUUUUAAAAUGAUCCGAACAGCGCUGUGUGAAGGAAUUUUCUAUUUGCUGAUAGCGAAAGCUUGGAGUCGUGUUGCUGGUGUGCUCCAGGUCUGCCAGAGAGCGCAGGUGGUGGAGGUAGAAGAACUACAGUAGAAAACCCCACGGUGUACAAGCAUCUCGUAUCUCAUCGUGAUUUCUGCAAAAGGUUUUCGGAUUUUUCUUUUUUUCUGCUUUGUAAUCAUCAUUGUAGUGUACAGUACAUGUAUGUCAUGGAUGAGUCAAUGCAAAAUGGCCGCCAUACUCGGAAUCGGA
Molecule: messenger RNA, 2289 nt
Organism: Sycon ciliatum
Lineage: Eukaryota; Metazoa; Porifera; Calcarea; Leucosolenida; Sycettidae
Product: transcription factor Sox-14-like
Exons: 2
Coding region: 327-1430 (367 amino acids)
Biological process (GO): anatomical structure morphogenesis; cell differentiation; regulation of DNA-templated transcription
Molecular function (GO): DNA-binding transcription factor activity, RNA polymerase II-specific; RNA polymerase II cis-regulatory region sequence-specific DNA binding
Source: RefSeq, a predicted model, not a curated record